UUUGCCUUUUUGCUGCAAAUACCGUACACCUUUUCCGUUACAGCCCAUUCUCUCUGGUCUCCUCCAUUGCUUCCCAUUUUCUUCCGUUCACUGAAGAAACUGAUUCCAGAGCUUAGGGUUUGGACUGUGAAAUGGUGGCCGACGACAAGACAGCUUCGGACUCUCCUGUUUCCGUUCUGGAAGAUGAGGAUACCUGCAAAGAGGAGCCCGCUGUUAAAUUGGAGGAAGUAGUUUAUGAUGCAGAAAAUGAGGAUGUCACUCAUAUACCUGAAUCCAUGGAGGAAGAAAUUUUGAGGAAAGCAUGUGCAAAGGAGGAAGAGGUACAAUUAAAUGACCUCAACCAGGCGCCCAGUUUGAAUGAAACUCAAUUUACCAAGUUGGAUGAGCUUCUUACCCAGACACAACUUUAUUCAGAGUUCCUGCUGGAGAAUAUGGAUAACAUCAAAAUGAUAGAAGGUGAAGAGAAAAGUGUCAAUGAAAACAAACGAGGCCGUGGCUUGAAACGGAAGGCGACAACAGGCUACAACAAUAGGAAAGCCAAGAGAGCUGUUGCUGCCAUGCUUACAAGAUCUAAAGAAGAUGUUUCAAAUGAAGAUUCAACCCUCACGGAGGAAGAGAGAGUCGAAAGAGAGCAGGCCGAACUUGUGCCCUUGUUGACUGGUGGGAAAUUGAAAUCUUAUCAACUGAAAGGUGUCAAGUGGUUGAUCUCAUUAUGGCAAAAUGGAUUGAAUGGUAUCCUAGCAGAUCAAAUGGGACUUGGAAAGACAAUUCAAACGAUAGCUUUUCUUGCUCAUUUGAAGGGGAAUGGUUUGGAUGGCCCUUAUUUGGUCAUUGCUCCUUUGUCUACGCUUUCAAAUUGGUUGAAUGAGAUAGAGAGGUUUGUGCCCUCAAUCAAUGCAAUCAUCUACCACGGUGACAAGAAACAGAGGGAUGAGAUAAGGAUGAAGCACAUGCCGAGGACCAUAGGUCCCAAAUUUCCCAUUGUAAUUACUUCUUAUGAAGUUGCAUUAAGUGAUGCAAGGAAGUGCUUGAGGCACUACAGUUGGAAAUAUCUUGUGGUGGAUGAGGGGCAUAGGUUAAAGAACUCAAAAUGCAAAUUGUUCAAAGAAUUGAAGCUGUUGCCCAUUGAAAACAAGCUCCUUUUAACUGGAACACCUCUGCAUAAUAACUUAGCUGAGCUGUGGUCCUUGUUGAACUUCAUUUUACCGGACAUAUUCUCUUCCCACGAUGAAUUUGAGUCAUGGUUUGAUCUGUCGGGGAAGUGCACCAUUGAAUCAGAAAAGGAAGAAAUGGAAGAAAAGAGGAGAGCACAAGUUGUGGCCAAACUCCAUGCAAUAUUACGUCCUUUUCUUCUACGGAGGAUGAAAGUGGAUGUUGAGCAAAUGCUUCCUCGUAAGAAGGAGAUAAUAUUGUAUGCUACCAUGACUGAAUACCAGAAAAAGUUCCAGGAACACCUAAUUAAUAGGACACUGGAGGGCUAUUUGAUUGAGAAUGUGUCCACUGGGCAUGGUUUUAAAGGAAAGCUUAAUAAUUUGAUGGUUCAACUUCGCAAGAAUUGCAACCAUCCUGAUCUCUUGGAGUCCUUCUUCAACGGUUCUCCUCUUUAUCCACCUGUGCAACAAAUAGUUGACCAAUGUGGCAAGUUUAUUUUGCUGGACAGACUGUUAACAAAACUGUUUGCUCGCAAGCACAAGGUUCUGAUAUUCUCUCAGUGGACUAGAGUACUGGACAUAAUGCACUAUUAUUUUAGUGAAAAAGGAUUUGAUGUUUGUAGGAUUGAUGGCAGUGUGAAAUUGGACGAAAGAAAAAGACAGAUCAAGGAGUUCAAUGAUGUUAGCAGCAAGUACAGGAUAUUUCUUCUUAGUACUAGAGCUGGUGGCCUUGGUAUCAAUCUGACUGCUGCCGAUACCUGUAUUUUAUAUGAUAGUGAUUGGAAUCCUCAAAUGGAUCUACAGGCAAUGGAUCGGUGCCAUAGAAUUGGUCAGACCAAACCUGUUCAUGUUUACAGGUUUUCCACAGCUUUGUCUGUGGAGGGUCGAAUCCUCAAAAGAGCUUUUAGCAAGUUGAAGCUUGAGCAGGUGGUAAUCGGGAGAGGACAAUUUAAGCAAGAAAGAAGCAAACCUUCCAUGGAUGUUAUGGAGGAGGAGGACUUGUUGGCUCUCAUGAGAGAUCAAGAUAGUGAGGAGGACAAGUUGGUGCAGACAGAUGUUACAGAUGAAGAUCUGGAGAGGAUUUUAGACCGUAGUGAUCUAGUUGUUGGUCCUUCAAGUGAGGAUGGGAACACUGAAUCAUGUGUUAAUGUGCUUCCUCUCAAAGGACCUGGUUGGGAAGUAGUUAUUCCAACUGCAACUGGAGGCGUGCUUUCCACCCUCAACAGCUGAUGAGAGAUUUGAUGCGGUUAAUUAGGGGUUUUAGAUCUAUGUUUUGUUAGUCAAUAGCUGAUUACAUUGCCUUGUGCUAAAAGUUGAACUAUAUUUUGGCGACACCAGCAGAUUUUUGUAAACUUGUGCUGCUGAAGUCGGUGGACUUGUACUAAGUAUUAAAUUAUGUUUUGCUCACAGCACCAGUUUUUUGUAAAAUUUUGUUACUUGAGAAGCUAUUGACUUCACCAAUCAUGUUAUGUUAACAAUUACUUUGUCAUUGGUAUUCAGAACUUAUAUGAGUGCUAAACUA
This is a messenger RNA of Nicotiana tabacum (common tobacco), 2673 nucleotides long. RefSeq names its product ATP-dependent DNA helicase DDM1. The record is from RefSeq and is a predicted model, not a curated record. Gene Ontology annotation, molecular function: ATP binding. Lineage: Eukaryota; Viridiplantae; Streptophyta; Magnoliopsida; Solanales; Solanaceae.